AGGGCAAUUCCGAAAUUGUUUCAGUUUCCAAUGCGAGGCGUCAGCGACUGGUAUGCCAUUUAUUGGACGACAGGAUACCGCUGCGCUACCGUAGGUGCUGCUUCGCGAUCACAUGCCGCUUGACAGUUCAGCAAGGAUCAGGUACCAUGUCGUGAUGCAUGACCUAACUGUGACUGGGAGAUGUAUCUCGCCAUCGAUAGGAUAGGUAUUAGAUGGGGUUUCGUAGUGUUUUUGCUUGAAGUGAGUUCGUAUAAGUAGUAAUUCCGAACAAUGUAGGCCUAAAAAUGAUGAUCACAAAGGUGUAGGUGAUCCUAUGACGCGGGUGGAUCGAGUUCUCAAUUGCACGGCUCACGCGGCUCCUGAUUGAGCAAGAGAUGGAUAUCGCAUUUCCCUAGCUUUCGGCGACUUCUCUUCCUUUGACUUGAUCCUAUACUACUGGAUCCCACCUACGAACAGCGACGUAUUGUAUUGUACAACACCAUUACUGAGCACGAUCGGCCAUGGCGUCACGACGGACAGUUCUAAGACUUGCGCAGACAUCUGCUUUUCCGGCAAGACCUCCGACUCCCCGAUAUGUCCGGGUUGCGACACCGUCCACUCUGACCCGACGAUAUCAAACCGACAGCCAACACCGUCAGCCAUUUAACUCUUCGGGCGGCGCCCGACGGUCCUUUGUGCCGAUUUCUGGCCGGCUGCCGUCUCCAGGCAGCAGCAGCUCCUCCGGCGCAUCGGUACGGAGGUAUUCUUCAGAACGAGCCAAGCAAGAACCCGCGGAGAACAAGAUCUGGGACUUUGAGGCGCUCCAGAAACUGAUAACCAGCCCGGAGCGCCCCUCCAUCACUAUUAUCGACGUGCGCGAACCCUCUGAGCUCCAAGAAACAGGGCGUAUCCCAGGCGCCAUCAACAUUCCGAUCAAGUCUGCGCCCGACAGCUUCCACAUUUCAGACGAGGAGUUCGAGGACCGGUUCGGGCACUCACGCCCGGCGCGCGACGCAGAGGUUGUCUUUUACUGCAAGGCCGGAGUACGCAGCCGGGGCGCGGCCGGGUUAGCCAGGGAGGCCGGGUGGACCAAUGUCGGUGAAUACCCCGGCAGUUGGCUUGACUGGUUUGAGAAGGGAGGGAAGGUGGAGAGGAAUGGCGAAAGGUAAGGGAAUCUACUUGAGUAAGCUUGGUUCAAAACAAGCCAACAAAGGGUAUCUUAAGGCGCCAGUGGGGUGACAAUCUAUGUCAUGAUGCUGCUAAGAGUACUCGAAUGAACAAACCGCCCGGCCCGACCCUCAAACGCCUGAUGUCUUGCAAUGCAGAUGUACUUGUACAUAGAGAUCCGGCCUAUCCCCUAGCACGCCGUAACCAUGCCCUCCUUUCCUUCAAAACAACCGCCCGGGCUCUGGUGUCGUCUUG
Molecule: messenger RNA, 1401 nt
Organism: Canariomyces notabilis
Lineage: Eukaryota; Fungi; Ascomycota; Sordariomycetes; Sordariales; Chaetomiaceae
Product: Rhodanese-like protein
Exons: 3
Coding region: 501-1148 (215 amino acids)
Cellular component (GO): mitochondrion
Molecular function (GO): thiosulfate-cyanide sulfurtransferase activity
Source: RefSeq, a predicted model, not a curated record